Messenger RNA from Amoebophrya sp. A25, 3389 nucleotides. The record is from the annotation of a GenBank genome assembly. Lineage: Eukaryota; Dinophyceae; Syndiniales; Amoebophryaceae.
GUUUACGUGGGAGCGGGUCGCCUUGUUCAUCAUGGCAUCGACACGAGUCAACACACAUGGGACCACGACGAGUCCGCUGAAAGAACGCAAGCUAAUCUUAGACAUCGAAACUUCCGAUGUUGACGAUGUGUUAAAUUUACUCUUCGUCGCCGGGCAUCCACUCGUUGACCUUCGAGCUGUAACGGUGACACCUGGCUCGCCCGCACAGCUUCUCUUUGUACGCAGAUUGUUGGAGGGAGUGGAAACAGAAAAGAAACAAAGACUACGACGUUGCAAUAAUAUCUUACGAGAGGAUCGUGAACGAGGAGAUGGAGAACGACGAGAACCACAGGACGAGCAAGACGGCACCAGUGUUGCUUCGCCUUCUACUCCGUUUUUACAUCUUGGCUCCUACGACAUCGACGCCGCAGAGUCGCAGUCUAAUCCUUUUGUCGCAUGUGAGAACGUCGCUUACAGAGAUUUCUUGCCUGCUUGGUGUCGAGAAGUUGAAACGGUGUUUUUUGGUAGUAGUAGUAAAGGCGGUGCCGACACACCUAGAGGCGGCACACCCAAAAAUAAGAAGGGCCGCAGUGCCAAAACCCCUAGAGAAAGUGCCUCAAGUUCAGCAGCAUGUCCUUCGAAUUCACGAGGACCUACUGUCGCUCUGGAUCCGAGGCAUGUGCGGCUGAAAGAGUACGUCUUGGCUGAGUUGCGAAAGCCAAUGCGUGAAGAUGGUGUAGGAAAUAUUAAGACGUGUGGUCCGCCUCCGCCUUCAGAUUCUUCAUUAGAAGACACCGUGACCUCCGGAAAACACAAUUGCUCAAGUCCAUGGUCACCCGGUUGGCAGGUCCUGUUCGACUUGUGUGAUGAAGAGACGACACUAAUGACCGGAGGCCCAGUCCACAACCUGGGAAAGGCUAUUCAGCACGCUGCAGCUGACAGGGGCAUGAAGAUGAAUGAAAACGCAGAAGAAGAGAACAGAAGAAAAUAUGGAUGAUGUUUUAUCCAUCCUUACAACCAUCUCCAUCCUGGCGUUGUUCGUUUCAAGGGGAAAAUAAAGUGCCAGGAUGGUCUGACUAGAUAGAAAAGAGCGCCACUCUUUCAUGCAAAUACAACGUUCACCUUGGGCCGCUGGGUUGCUCAAGGUGGCUACGCUGGCUCAAAUAUCGUGCCAAGGAGUGCAGUCACCCUAUCCAAGUUUGUGGGCAAAGAAACGUGUCAAACCUGGAAUUUCGAUCAGUCUAAAUUAAGGCGACUUUUUCACUAUCGUGUCAUGUUGACUGCUAUGCUGAGUCAGUCUCUCUCAGUGGGGCCCGCUCCUCUGAUGAUUUCUUAUAAAGGGGAGAUAAUUAGAAUAGGCGGGUGGGCCACAAGCUGCACAAGGGGAACUACAACUUCUCACUGAGCCAGGCCCAGGCACCAUAGAAGUGAACGAAAAAACUAGCGUUAACUAAAGAUGAAGCGACUGCCGCACUAGCUUGUCUUGGAAUAGGCCAGCGUAUUUGUUGUUCGAAAAACGUUUGCCACCAAAUCACGUGGACCGACGAAUUGGAGUGGAAGAUGCGGGAAAGAGUUAGGACUUUGGAGGAAGAGAGGAUUUGGAGAAGACCGUCAUCUUCAUGCUCUACGAGCAGCUCUAGCGGUCUGUGUAUGAUUAGCAGUGGUAGUAAGAAACGCGGCAGUGGCUGCACGUCUGGAGGUUCUGGGAGCAAGAGCGGGAAGAGCACUCCUAGGGGAGCCGAGGUCGGCACAACGAAAGUGAGUCGUCUUGAAAGUCCAGAGAAUGGACCUAGUAAUCGUCGUGGCUCUCCACUCACUAGUAAAAACCUUUCAUCUUCUUGUUCCCUCGGGAGCGCCUACAAGUCUCUGCAGGAGCAGCAACCGCUACAGCGGGAGCAUCAUCAAGGACAACUACAGCAACUAGUUACGGGGACCGUAAACCCAUCUCUCACAGCAUCUUAUUUUAGCCAAUAUCUACAAGUGCUAGCAGAUGUUCUAACAGAUGGGUUGGCGGUACCUGUAAACUAGAUGAAGAUGUCAAUAAUCCUCAAGAUCAACAACUGUUACAAACGGCCUCAACAACUUCUGUCGGCCUUCCCUUGAUCCUUGAGUUUAUGUCCUUGUACAAGAAAUCCGAUGACAAGAAGCUCCACGAUCUCGUGGCGGGAUUGCUGGCCGUCAUUCCUUUUUUUUAAGCAGUCUACAAUUUUUGUUUUUCGCUGUCCCAUGUGGAAUGGUUAAUAUGGUGCUGAGUGAGACGAGUGAAGUGCCUCUACAACUUGAAGAACUUGAUUCAGAGCGAAAAUAAAAGGGUCGCAAGAACGCAUACCACCUCUGCUCACUCAGCCAUAUCAUCUCAUCUCACAGUACGGAUAGUGAAAAAGUAAGGCUAAAAAUUUUGGGAUGAACUAUAUGUUGAGCAAGGAGAAGAUCUUUUAGGGAAUGAAGGAGAUAGCACGAAAACUAAUGCGAGAGUAGAAGAUCACGAGAAAAAGUCUUCUUCUCCUCUCCCCUAUCUCCUGCAACCAGAAGACGAUGCUGAUUACGAAGUGAGCAGGAAGUGGUGUAGCAUCCUUUUCCGAGAAGCGAAGCUGUGUCUAAGACCUAUUUCGAGUAGUAGAGGUGGAGGUAGUACUAGCACUACUAGCGGAAAACUUAAGGCUCUCGUCCCUAAUGGUCCACCUCUAUGGGAACGAAUCCCUCUACCGUAUGGCAACAUACUCCAGUAAGCACACGGGGUAUACUUAAUCAUACUGAGGCAUACGCUUGAGGGAUCUCCAUCUCCACAGGGAUGAAUUAAGGAGAGGUCUAAAAAACUUAAGGGUAGGUUAACGGUGCUUUUGUUACCGUUUGUUAUGGCUCUCCUAAGGGGGACAGCCCUAACGAGCGGGAUAAACGAACACCAAAAACCUACCUCUAAAAAACGUAACCACAGGAGCGAGCAACAAUGGGGAUGCGAAUUCCCCACGUGGAAUCCAAAUUGUGUCAUAUCCGUCGACAUCCAACACUCACUGUUUCAUGAAGCUCUGCUCGGGAACUGGUUUGGUGCAACCCUCUCCUGCGAGGAGAAGCCUUAACAACUGCUUGCCAUUGGAAUAUUGUGCUUCGAUCAUGAAUCACAGACAUGAGCUGUGUUUCUCAAUUCAUCUUAAGAGGCAUGAACUAAACCAGGAGAAGGUUUACUUGAGCGGGAGGGUUGCACUAAACCAUUUCCCCAGCAGAGCUCCCAUGAGGUUGCUUUAGAAGUGCAACCCUCCCGCUAAAGUAAACCUUGUUCCAGGUCUGCUUCACAUCACAUCUACGUGAUUGUGAUAAUUUAGGUCUGCUCCACACAACUAUGUGAUUGUGAUAGACCAUGACAAUUAUCCAUUCCAUUUUCUCGUCAUUCGAGGAACGUUCGUGAAUUUACU